CAUCGUUCACCUGCACGCGCCCGGCAGCUGCCUCUAACACACAACCCACCCUGCCUCUAACCCACCGCUCUCUCGCUCCCCUCUCCGUCGGCUGCCCCGAGUUGACGGCAAGAGCGCAUCCCGCAACUCGAGGAACUCCCGUACACUCGUCCCAAUAUUUCGUUUCGUUUUGGAGGUAAGCAAGGAACGGAAGGAAGGCAAAUAAAAUUAAAAACCCGCAAGCCGAUGGCUUCGUUUUAUCCGAGCGCUGCUGCGAGCCCUCCGUGCGUCCGCGGCCGGACGCUCGCGGUGCUCCUGGCGGCGAUCUGCUCGCUGGCCCUCAUGGCCCCCGGCGCUUCGGCCGUGUUCGGUCCACCGCCGACCACGCCGGGAGAUGCGGGGGCCACGACCUCGCCGCAGGACGGCGUCGGAUCGGGGCCAUCGCCGACGCUGAGUCCCGCACGAUACCUGACGGACACCAACUUCGACCAGGGAGGAUACAAGGCGCUGUUCUCCAUGUUGCACGCCUUCCUCGGCGUCGUUCAGAGCAACGAGCUACCGAAAGAUAUAAUUCAAGAAUUCGUCAAUGGAGAAGACCUUCUAUCUGUUUUAACAAAUAAUGCCACGAAGCUGGCUGUGUACGAGAUGGGCUUCCUCAUCUGCUUGGCCAUCGGGCUGCUGUACUUCCUCCUCUUGCCCUUCGUGGCUUUCUUCUUCUGCUGCUGCCGCUGCUGCGGCAAGUGUGGCGGCCGCAGGUACCAGAGCGACGCCGAGGCACGCAGCAACUGUCGUCGCAUCUCCUACUCGGUCACCCUCCUCCUCUGCUGCCUCCUCACCACCGGGGGUCUCGUGUGCAUGUUCCAAGCCAACAUAUACACGCACUACGAAAGUGGGAAAAGCUUUGCUGGCAGUGAAGUCAGAACAAUUGUGAAGAAUAACCUGGCUGACAUAAACACCUUCGCGGAAAACACAGUGAAGCAAUUGGACGAAGUUGUUGCCCAGUAUGGGCCAGUCAAAGACAUCGCGACCAACAAAGUACAGAAUAUUGGCAGUAUUGUCGGAGGAAACAUUCAGAAAAACUUUUUGGGAGAAGUCGCCGGGCCACAAAGUGCCGCGCUCAACCUCGUUGAUGUUAUUAAGAGGACCAAAGAAAAUCUGAACACCGUGAAUUCGUCAAUGUCCACGCUAAAUCUGUGGGCUAUCGAUACAAACACAACGUUAGAUGAGAUUAGAAGCAACUUGACAACACAUUUAACUCCAUGUAGUUCCGCUGAAUGCCGAUGGCUCUUGGAUGAGUCAAAUAAUAUUUCUCUUGCUGCCGACUUCACCCCGUUGUCUGGCACUGUUGAACAAGUCAUUAUAGAUCUACGAUCGAUAUCUGAAGGUGAUCUAAAAGAUCAGCUUGUAAAGGGUAAUGAAACCAUCAAGAACAUCACGCAGCUCGUCGAUGCGGCAGCUAGCGGCAUCAAAACAGGGGUCUUGAAUACGCUGACAAGUGUUGGGAAUGAAAUCCAAAACUUUUCGAGCCAAUUAGAUUUAUCCCAAUACCUGGACCAAAUCAAAACGCAAACUGAGGAAUUUUCCAACACACUGACUAAUAUCCAGGAUGAGGCCAUCUUCUUUGACAAACUUCGAUUCCUCGCCAUACUCGGUGUGGUGCUGUUGUUGGCCAUCAUCGUGCUGUUCUUCACGAUUGGUCUCUGCCUGGGCACCUGCGGCUACAGCAAGAGGAAGUCCCCCGCCAACCGAGGCUGCUGCUCCAACUGUGGUGGAAUCUUCCUCAUGGCUGGUGUUGGCUUCGUAUUUAUAUUCUCCUGGAUAUUCAUGUUCAUCGUGGCCAUACUCUUCUUUAUCGGUGGGAAUAUCCACACGCUGGGGUGCAAACCGCUAGCGGACCAGUCCCUGUUUCACCUCCUGGAUGGAUUGAAAGUUCCUGAUCAACCUGAAAAUGCAACAUUUCUUGGCUAUAUCACCAACAUUGGCAGUAACAUCACCAUCACACAGGUCUACGAGGACUGCAAGCGUGACGCUGCAAUCUACUCCACAUUGAAAAUGGAUCAAUUUCAGAACCUGGAUGACCUCAUUGAUAUUCAAGAGUACGUACAAAAGAUCAAGGAUGAUAUCAGUGGGAUCAAUGUGGAUUUGUCAAGCGUUAACCUUCUGGAUCCAGCAGGGAAAGACAUAAUACGUGAUUUUGGCAACUCCAGGGUGGACUCAAUUCCCUAUAACUUAUUUCUGGAACAGAUUGACAAAGGACUCGUGAAUACAAACCUGCCCAGAUAUGCAUUCGAGCUGAGAAAAUUCGUACUGAGCGGGCAAAAUCUGAGUGGCGCUGUGUUGAGCGGGAUUGCCAGCCAACUCGAGGACAUCGACAGAGACAUGCCUACUCAGGAAUUGGAUUUGAUGGGAGCAAGUAUCGUCCUUCUUCAGGAGGAUACAUCCAAUAUAUCCAACAAGACGGUUGCUCUGAUCGCUCAGCUGGACAAUGCGCAGAAUGUUCUGACCAACAUUUCAUCAAGUGUCGUCAAUCUUGAAAUAUCAAACUACAUUGACUUUCUCAUAUUGGACUUUGACCUCUACAUUGGCUGGAUCAAAAGAAUGAUACGAUUGGAAAUGGGGGGUUGCCUGCCCGUGGCAAAUCUUGUUGACUCAAUCCACAUCAUUGGCUGCAGCUGCGUCGUUGAUUCACUGAAUGGCAUUUGGUUUGGCCUGGGAUGGGCCCUGGUGUUCUUGUUCAUCAGUCUCAUUUUCGCCGUCAAAUUGACCAAGUACUUCCGUCGAAUGAAAAAAGAAGAUGUCUUUGAGAGUCCGAUGUACACGUCUGGAAUAAACAAGGCCUACAGCCCAGACCCUGAAGAGUUUGCUUUGCCAAGAGCCAAGUCGGGACACGGACCGUGAAUUCGAGAAAACGCCGCAUGGAAGUCAUUGCCCUGCCAAGCGCAGCAACCGUUCGUUAGAGGAAAUAAUAUCCUGGGCAAUGUACAUUUUUAAUUUGAGGAAUUGCGAAGCUUGUUCUGGAAAUCACGCACUAAUUUCACGCUUUUAAUAUAUCCGUUGUGUCCGAUUAAACGCUUCAGUUGAUUUUCGUUACGUUAAUCCACGGCAAUUGAAACUCGAAAUCAGUUGUGUUUCACUUGCAAACAGCAACACGAAUGACUUGAAUUUUUGCUCUUGAGAGUGUCAUUUGUUUUAUUCGGUGCGCAUGUGAUAUGGAACUUUAUAACCAUUAUUUAUUUUAGUAUUCGUUAUUUAAAAAAAAACGAAACCUGGCGUUUCAGCGCUCUUCAAAUAAACACGUUCGUACAUGG
Molecule: messenger RNA, 3287 nt
Organism: Lethenteron reissneri (Far Eastern brook lamprey)
Lineage: Eukaryota; Metazoa; Chordata; Hyperoartia; Petromyzontiformes; Petromyzontidae
Product: prominin-1-A-like
Cellular component (GO): membrane
Source: RefSeq, a predicted model, not a curated record